This is a messenger RNA of Botrytis fragariae, 660 nucleotides long. RefSeq names its product putative 40s ribosomal protein s16 protein. The record is from RefSeq and is a predicted model, not a curated record. Bases 54 to 485 code for a protein of 143 amino acids. Gene Ontology annotation, cellular component: cytosolic small ribosomal subunit; ribosome. The transcript has 5 exons. Gene Ontology annotation, biological process: maturation of SSU-rRNA from tricistronic rRNA transcript (SSU-rRNA, 5.8S rRNA, LSU-rRNA); translation. Gene Ontology annotation, molecular function: structural constituent of ribosome; RNA binding. Lineage: Eukaryota; Fungi; Ascomycota; Leotiomycetes; Helotiales; Sclerotiniaceae.
CGACAACACUUUACAACCACCUCGACAAUCUACGCCAAGGAAAAUAAUCCAAGAUGGCUUCCAACCAGUCUGUUCAGUGUUUUGGAAAGAAGAAGACCGCCACCGCAGUUGCCCACUGCAAGGCCGGAAAGGGACUUGUUAAGGUCAACGGAAAGCCUUUGAACUUGGUUCAACCAGAGGUCUUGAGAUUCAAGGUCUACGAGCCCCUCUUGAUCGUCGGUCUCGACAGAUUCGCCGGUGUUGACAUCCGUGUCCGUGUUACCGGUGGUGGUCAAACCUCCCAAAUCUAUGCUAUCCGUCAAGCUAUCUCCAAGGCCAUCGUUGCCUACUACCAAAAGUUCGUCGAUGAGCACUCAAAGAACCAAUUGAAGCAAGCCCUCGUUACCUACGACAGAACCCUCUUGGUCGCCGAUAACAGACGUUGCGAGCCAAAGAAGUUCGGAGGUCCCGGUGCCAGAGCCAGAUACCAAAAAUCUUACCGUUAAAUUUGUGGUUUUAUGGGGUUGGAUUUGGGGGAGUGGUCAUGCUGCAUUUGCAUUGGGCUGGCUUUUUACGCCGGUUUAUAGAAUUUUAAGCAAGUAAAUGCAAGAUUCUUCCGAAAUGUUCAUAAUAUGAGGAGCAUAUGGCAAUGGAAAUGUUGAACAAUGCUACGACAACGUG